Molecule: messenger RNA, 3477 nt
Organism: Hyalella azteca
Lineage: Eukaryota; Metazoa; Arthropoda; Malacostraca; Amphipoda; Hyalellidae
Product: transmembrane 9 superfamily member 1-like
Exons: 12
Coding region: 427-2181 (584 amino acids)
Biological process (GO): protein localization to membrane
Cellular component (GO): membrane
Source: RefSeq, a predicted model, not a curated record
GAAAUGUGGGACAACUGUCCCGAUUUACACUGCCUGUCGCUAAUUACCCAAUUUGACAGUAUGCCCCAUGUGCAAACAGAGGAUACAAUUAAUCACUUCAUCCGGCACUGCUUGCUCAGAGGGAGUUUGGCUCACUGCUUGCUCAAAGGAGAGAGUUUAUCUCAGAAUUGGAUGAUCUUUCAUUCCUUGGAACACUGUAUCAACUCUUGAUGGAGGAGAUAUUCCUCAGAGAAGACGUACAGCAGUAAUACCUUGUUGGGAAAACACCUGCUGAUCUGCAGCAUGGUGAACACCCUAUGAAGAUGUCCACUAAUUAAUUCUUCUCUUAUUUGAAGGGGUCUCUGUCUGAACCUUAGCAAUGAGUUAGUGCAACAAAAUGCACACCAUCAGAUAGAAGAGUUGAAUCAGACUAGCAAUCCAUUAAGAAUGGCUUCAAGAAUUGUGAGGUCUAUUUUUAUUUUUUGCGUUUUGUGUUAUUCUGACGCUUAUCAGAAUGCAGAAAAGGUUGAAGUGUAUGUCAACAAAGUGGGACCAUACUUCAAUCCUCAUGAGACCUAUCACUUCUAUUCUAUGCCUGUCUGCCGACCAAAAAUAAUAGAGCACAAGGCCCUGACUCUAGGGGAAGUUCUCGAUGGCGACCGCAUGGCACAGUCUUUGUAUAACUUCAAGUUCAAUGUUCCUGUUACAGACGCAGUUUUGUGCAGUCUCGUACUAUCAGAAGAUGAGGUGUCGCAACUGCUUGAAGCCAUUGAAGAGAAUUAUUAUUACGAAUUUGUCGUAGAUGACAUCCCCGUCCGGGAAUUUCUUGGCCACGUGGAAGAGACUGGCUUUGUGCCACACUCCCAUAAAGUCUACCUCUGGACACAUCAACAUUUCAUGAUCUAUUACAAUGAAGAUAAGAUCAUCAUGGUGAACACAACUCGGGACCACAACCCUGUGAACCUUGCAGAGCUAAAGCCUCCUGUUGCCAUCAAACCCACAUACUCCGUCACCUGGGUGCCCACCAAUGUCAAGUUUAGCGACAGGAACAGGCUGCUUGAAGACAACAGCUUCUUCCCGAGAUCCUUUGAAAUCCACUGGCUCUCCAUCAUCAACUCUUCUGUGUUGGUCUUUCUCCUCAUUGGAUUUGUGGCCGUCAUUUUGUUGCGGAUCUUACGCCGGGACUUCGCUCGCUACAACAGUCUGGAAGACGAGGCUAGUGGCGACCUGGACACUGAGUAUGGCUGGAAAAUCAUCCACACGGACGUGUUCCGUAUUCCGCCUCGUGCUACGCUGUUCUGCUCCAUACUUGGUUUGUUUCCAAAUACCUUGACUCUUCUGCCACACNGCAUCCUUGCGCUGGCUCUGCUGGGGCUGUUCAGCGUCCACCGCCACGGCUCCGUGAACGCCGCCGGCGUCAUCCUGUACGCCCUCACGUCCUUCGUGGCGGGCCUCGUCUCGUCCACCCUCUACAGGAAGAUGGACGGCCAGAGAUGGGUCGCCAAUAUAAACCUCACUACGGUCCUCUUCACUGGUCCUUUGUUCCUGGUGUGGACCGUCCAGAACACCAUCGCCUGGUGCUACGGCUCAACGCAGGCUCUGCCCGUCAACACCGUCGUGCUGCUGCUGCUCCUGUGGCUCAUUGUUGGCUACCCUCUGACGGUGUUGGGCGGGGUCCUGGGCCACCGUCACUCGCACGCCUUCCAGUUCCCUUGCCGCAGCAAAAACUUCCCUCGGGAAAUACCUGACAUUCCCUGGUACAAGAGGAUGCCUGCUCACUGCUUCAUUGGAGGCUUCCUUCCCUUCAGCGCCAUAAGCGUGGAGCUGUACUACAUCUUCUCGACGCUGUGGGGGCGCGAGUCGUACACCCUGUACGGUAUUCUGGCGCUGGUGCUGCUGCUGGUGCUCAGUGUGACGGCGUGUGUGUCUGUGGGACUCACUUACUUCCUGCUCGCUAGUGAAGACUAUCGCUGGUGGUGGCGAUCCAUUCUAAAUGCUGGGUCGACGGGUUUAUUUGUGCUGUGCUACAGCGCCUUCUACUAUAUAUACAAGUCAAACAUGUCCGGGCUGCUGCAGACCGUAGAGUUCGUGGGCUGGUCUGUUCUCUCAGCCUACGUCAUCUUCCUCACCCUUGGCACCAUCUCUUUCUUCGCCUCCUUCACUUUCGUGUCUUACAUUUACACCAACGUUAAGAUGGAUUGAGGUUAUGGCUUUCUUCUUAUGACAACAAUAUAAGCGGCUCGUGUCUUACAUUUAUACCAACGUUAAGAUGGAUUAAGAUUGUGUCCUUCUUAUGAGUGCAAUACAAGCGGCUGGUGUCUUACAUUUACACCAACGUUAAAAUGGAUUGAGGUUAUGGCCUUCUCCUGACUGCAAUAUAAGCGGCAGGUGUCUUGCAUUUAGACCAACGUCAACAAGGAUUUAGCUUAUUACGUUCUCCCAAUUAAUGCAUUAUUAGCCACUCGUAUAACGUUAGUUCUGUGUAAUCAAUGAACGCGCUAAAAAAGCUACAAUUAAAUAAUAUUGUUGCUCAUACUGAGGUAUGCUAUAAUGCGCGUCAGUCCGCACAGUAUGUGAUGUCCGAAUUGUGUCAUGAAUCUUACGUAAGAACCUCAUCAGCGCUAUGUUUUGCCAUUUUCUCUCAAACUAUCGAGGGAGUGUGUCCAGUGAGAAAUGGUCGUGCUGAACUAAAUCGGUUUGUCCGUAUCAGUUGAUGAACCAUUCUUACUGAAUGGUUUAUCCAGUUUUUUUUUUGACCAGUUCCUUUGUUUUCGACUAUCAAUUUCUCGCAGAAUCUUUAUUCGAGGUCCGCAUGUAAUAGUUUGUUUGCCUAGCGUCAGAUUUACAAGGCUCUUAGGAAGAAUGCUGAUGAUUCCUUAAGAACUAUGAAUAUUCUUUAGUUUCCAAACUCAACAUCAACUUAGGCGUGUAAUGAAUAAUUUUAAUUAUAUGCUGGACUUUUGGAAAUUUCAAACCUUCAAUUUAGGUUAUGCGUAAUUCUGCUCCGGCAGUGAGAAUGCUGAGCGAGUGCUUACUAACCACAUUCAAACUGCUAUUUUAUUUAUAAAAAAAUUAUUUUAUACAACAUAAAAUAUGUAUGGAUAAAACAAUUGCGGCUAAGAGUUUGAUUGCUUGUUGAUGACUUGCAUGGUCUCAGAUAAACUUGUAAUUUGAAAUUAUUUUGUCUAAGAAAUAACACGAAUAAAGUAUCAGUUUGUCUGAAAGAAUAUGGUGAAUUUUAGAGGACAUAAUUACAGUGGAACAUGUUGAUUUUCCUAUUGGAAUAAGUUAAUGUGACGUUAUUGCGUCUGUAUUUCGUACGUUUCAAAUGUGUAUGCUGGAAUUAUCCUGCGAUGACACGUGUGCAGUUUGCACUCGGCAUUCCCUUAAUAAUAAAACCACUUCUAGAUUAGAACUGAUCUUCUGGGUCCUACCUGAUCUUUCUUCUGGAUUAGAUCUGAUCUCUCUUCUGGAUUAGAGGUGAUAUUUUUUCUGGAU